CUCUGUCGGAGGGAGCUUACGUUUACUCCUUACUUGAUCUCGAUCGCGUUUUCGUAUCGAACUAAUCCGAGUGACAGUUUAAAGUGAUUUUCAGUGUACAAGUGAAGUGAAGUGAAAGUGUUUGAAGGUGACAACAAAGGAAACCCAACUCAACGAUGACGUGUUUUAAAUAUAUACACAGAGUAUAAGUAUGUAGGUGAAAUAAAUUUGCACAGUGUAUAAAUGGGAUAGAGUUUCUGGGGAAAAAUGGGGACGAUAGUGGUGAGUGCUGUUAAAAAAGUGGUCGGUGUUCUUCUUCUGGGAUGGAUUGCGGAUACAAUAGCUUUAAGAGACGUGCAGUUAAUAGCACCAUCUGCCGUCCGACUCGGGGACACAGUGCUGUUGGGUUGUAAAUGGGCUCUUGAAAGCAACGAGACGCUGUAUAGCGUUAAGUGGUACAGAGGAAGACAAGAAUUCUUCAGUUACCUUCCAAAGGAAUAUCCUUUUACGAGAAUCUUCGCACAGCCUGGAAUUGAUGUCGAUGUAUCGAGAUCGACUUCCCAACAAGUUGUGCUAAGAGACGCAACACGAACAUUAGCUGGCAGGUACCGUUGCGAAGUCUCCGCAGACGCUCCUUCCUUCCAUACACAAGUCCGUUCUGCAUACAUACAUGUUGUUGAAUUGCCACCUGAAAAGCCUACAAUUAAAGCGGAGAAGGGAUGGUAUGCAUCUGGAGAUUCGCUUCGUGCACAAUGCACUUCACCUCCAGCCGACCCGCCAGCCAAUCUUACUUGGUUGCUAAAUGGGCGAGAUAUCCAGGGCAAGCCAAUAAUCCAGCAGCGAAUUUUGCCAAGCCCGGCGAUAUCUAUUGAUUUGCCACAAUCAAGUCGAAGCUCACCAGCCCCGGGUGAUGAGAACAGUAACAUAAUUUUCAGUCCUUGGAAAGCUUUCGGUCCAUUUGUGGACACCGUGCAGGAUGGGGAAAUCCUACCAAGUCAAGAUUCAGUUAUGUUUCCUACGCCACGGAACCAAGAUCCUGCUUUAGAUGAUGAAGUCACAGACCCCACACCAACGAUGGAGUCAUCUAAAAAGGUGGCGUCAAUAAGUCAGCUGUCCUUCAUGGUGAGGCCGGACAGCUUCGAACGAGGGCAGUUGAGGCUGGCCUGCAUAUCGACUGUUCAUUCAGUUUACAGCGAACAAGCAGAACUAGUUAUCAACGAGGAACGUCCUCAAAUAGCUUCAGUUCUCGGUACCAGAGACCGCUCUUCGGGUCCAGCAGCAGCCUCUUCAGUGCUAAUCGUGAUCUGCUCUGCAUUCACUAUCACGAAUAUUUUACGGGAUUCUCUGCGAUGAUGUCAAGCCUGAGGCGAUUAAGCGAAAUUUUUGUAUAUAGAUUUUUUAAAUUGCGUAAACAAGUGUACCACGUGACACAUAAAAGUCGCAUUAUUAUUUAUUAAUUUAA
Messenger RNA from Nymphalis io (European peacock), 1441 nucleotides. RefSeq lists its product as uncharacterized. The record is from RefSeq and is a predicted model, not a curated record. The coding region runs from base 247 to 1332 and encodes 361 amino acids. NCBI's taxonomy places the organism in Eukaryota, Metazoa, Arthropoda, Insecta, Lepidoptera, Nymphalidae. The transcript is spliced from 10 exons.